AUGGCAUCCUCAUCUAAUGGCACGCAAAUAAACCUUCUCAUGAAAUGCGAGAACCUCCAGAAAGUCGGUGCUUUCAAAAUCAGAGGAGCAACCAAUGCAAUCACCACCCUCCUGCAAAACCUAGUAGAGACGAACCAGAAAUAUUCAAACUUGACUGUCAUCACACACUCCUCAGGAAACCAUGCACAAGCACUCGCAUACGCCGCUCGAGCGCUCGGAGUCUCCUGUCAAGUCGUCAUGCCCUCCAACUCCGCCUCCGUCAAAAAGGACGCUGUACGCGGCUACGGAGCUAUAAUAACAGAAUGCAUCCCAACUCUCCAAGCCCGUGAAGAUACCACAAAGGAGAUAAUCGACAGCCUUCGAAGUGCUAGCCAAGCCGUUGAGUUUAUCCCGCCAUACGACGAUGUUCGGAUUAUCGCGGGGCAGGGAACACUCGCUUUGGAAUUCCUCGAGCAAGCUAAAGAACUCGAACACCCAUUAGAUGUACUGAUUACCCCAGUCGGUGGAGGCGGUAUGCUCUCUGGCUGCGCCGUAGCAGCAAAGAGCAUCGAUCCAGGAAUCUUCGUCAUUGGUGCAGAGCCCGCCGCAGCUGACGACGCCCACAAAUCAUUUUACUCAAAAACCUUCGUUCCAGCCGUAAAUCCCAACACCGUUGCCGAUGGUCUACGCACAUCACUAGGCCAGAUCAAUCUCCAUCACAUCCUGAAAUACGUCGACGCAAUCUACACUGUAACUGAGGAACAAAUCAUUCGAGCCAUGAGGCUAGUAUACGAGCGCGUGAAACUCGUUAUCGAACCAAGCUCCGCGGUUACCUUGGCCGUCGCUCUGUACUCACAGGAAUUCCAAGCAAUGCUCAAAGAGCUAGCCAAGAACAGAGGUAAAGGUGACGCGGACCCGUUAAAUGUAGGAUUGGUGUUCAGUGGAGGAAACGUUGAUCUACUUAAACUUAGUGCUCUUUUUUCAUCUGUAUAA
Molecule: messenger RNA, 972 nt
Organism: Fomitiporia mediterranea MF3/22
Lineage: Eukaryota; Fungi; Basidiomycota; Agaricomycetes; Hymenochaetales; Hymenochaetaceae
Product: serine racemase
Exons: 3
Coding region: 1-972 (323 amino acids)
Biological process (GO): D-serine biosynthetic process; L-serine metabolic process; pyruvate biosynthetic process
Molecular function (GO): threonine racemase activity; D-serine ammonia-lyase activity; ATP binding
Source: RefSeq, a predicted model, not a curated record